AUGAAUACCGAUACAAGCCCGGCAGGGAAAUCGGCAUCGGUUGAUCUUGGAGAGACUACCACGAGACGGCACUCCAUUACGUCGAUCGAAUCACAGCCUUCAAGAGUUGAAUCAUACUGUGCUUCUUCUUUUAUACAAGAUGAAGGUCGUGAACCCCAUAUGGGGCUUCUUAGUAGUUGUGGCAUGAUUGUUGGUCUCAUCAUUGGCAGUGGUAUUUUCGCUUCUCCGGGUCCGGUUACCCUCAAAGUCAAUGCUGUCGGUCCAUCUCUGUUGGUAUGGGCUAUUGGUGGUUUACUGAGUAUGAUUGGUGCGCUUUGCUAUGCAGAACUGGGUACCAUGAUUACCAAGUCUGGCGGUGAAUAUCAGUAUCUUAAAUCCUCCAUGGGUCUCUGCGUGGCCCUCACUUUCAGUUGGAGCAAUUUGAUCCUGGCCAAUCCUAUCGGCACCGCCUCGAUUGCCAAUGUUUUCGCGCAAUACAUUCUGGAAAUGGCCUACUUCAACCCUGACGAUCCAACCAUCGUGGAAAUGCCUGAUUACGCUAUUAAGCUGGUCUCGAUUGCUUGUAUUUGGGUGGUUGUCCUCUUCAACAGUUUUGCCCGCAAAGCCGGUUCUUGGGUUCAAAACAUUUUCACCGCUGCAAAAUUGAUUGCGCUUGCCAUGAUUAUCAUUAUUGGUUGGAUCUGGCUCGGCAAAGGAAAUACCGCCAAUUUCGAAAACGCGUUCGCCAACAGCUCCAGCAAUGCCCUCGACUACGGUACGGCAAUGUACAUGGCUCUUUUUUCAUACAACGGAUGGAAUAACUUGAACUAUGGUAUUGGCGAAGUCAAGAAUCCCAAGAAAGUAUUGCCUUUGGCGAUUACCAUUUCUUGUGUGCUCGUCACCGCCGUUUAUGUCCUUGGUAACAUUGCUUACUUUGCCACACUUCCUGUCUCCACGGUCGCCACUUCUUCUACCGUGGCCAUGCAGCUGGGUAUGGUGACCAUGGGAAAAGCCGGUGCCUACUUCUUUGCUUUAAUGGUCGUCCUUUCCACCUUUGGUGCGGUCAACGGUAACAUGUGGGCCGCUUCUCGUCUCGUCGUGGCAGCGGCGACCGAAGAUAGCGUGUUCAUGCCUCCCUUGUUUGCCCAUUAUCAUUCCAAGCAUGACACGCCUAUCCGCGCGUUGUUCUUUGUCGGUGUCAUUGGCACCAUCUGGUGUAUUCCCGGUGAUUUCAGUUACUUGGCCAAGAUGUACAGUUUCAUUUGCUGGCUGUUCUACGGUCUUACCAUUGCUGGACUUAUUGUGAUGCGUUUCAAGAAAAAGACAAGACAUUGGGAACGUCCCUUCAAGAUUUGGUUGCCUGUUGCUGUAUUUUUCGUCAUCAUCGAUAUUUACUUGGUGAUUGCUCCUUUGGUGGAUGCUGGAUCGGCCGGUGUGUACCAGUACAUCAUUUGUAUUAUCGUCGGUCUGUUAGCCAUUCCGUUAUGGUUCGUUCGUGUGAAGAAGCCUGCCAUUGGACGUACUCUCUUUGGUUGGAUUCCGGGUUACAGGGACGCGGGAAUUCUGAAGAAGCGAAAGGAAAAAGCGUCAUCGCCCAAUAUGGAAUUGGAGGAACGCGUGUUCAGAGACCAUCGUGCUGCCGAAGAGAAGGAACAUCAAAGUGAUCACUAG
Molecule: messenger RNA, 1650 nt
Organism: Radiomyces spectabilis
Lineage: Eukaryota; Fungi; Mucoromycota; Mucoromycetes; Mucorales; Radiomycetaceae
Product: amino acid permease-domain-containing protein
Exons: 4
Coding region: 1-1650 (549 amino acids)
Biological process (GO): amino acid transmembrane transport
Cellular component (GO): membrane
Molecular function (GO): L-amino acid transmembrane transporter activity
Source: RefSeq, a predicted model, not a curated record